This is a messenger RNA of Phaethon lepturus (White-tailed tropicbird), 2197 nucleotides long. RefSeq names its product HMG-box transcription factor 1 (gene HBP1). The record is from RefSeq and is a predicted model, not a curated record. The coding region runs from base 50 to 1603 and encodes 517 amino acids. Gene Ontology annotation, molecular function: RNA binding; DNA-binding transcription factor activity, RNA polymerase II-specific; protein binding. The transcript is spliced from 10 exons. Gene Ontology annotation, cellular component: nucleus. NCBI's taxonomy places the organism in Eukaryota, Metazoa, Chordata, Aves, Phaethontiformes, Phaethontidae. Gene Ontology annotation, biological process: regulation of transcription by RNA polymerase II.
UUUAACCUCUGUCUCUUUUAAAAAGUCAGAUACUUUGGAGCAUCCUAACAUGGUGUGGGAAGUGAAGACAAAUCAAAUGCCUAAUGCAGUACAGAAACUCCUUCUGGUAGUGGACAAGAGAACUUCAGGGAUGAAUGAGUCACUGGAGUUGCUGAAGUGUAAUGAAAAUCUGCCCUCUUCUCCUGGAUAUGCAUCCUGUGAUGAACACAUGGAACUUGAUGAUCUUCCUGAACUACAGGCUGUGCAGACAGAUUCUACCCCACCUGCACUUUUUCAGCUCGGUGCCGAUGUUUCACAUCAGGAAUGUUCAAGGCCUUCAUGGAGCCAACAUACCUCAAACAGUGAUUCAGAAAGUGCUUAUUCCUGUGAGAAUGGGGUGAACUGGUUGACAGAAUUAGCAAAUAUAGCCACAAGUCCUCAGAGUCCUUUGAUGCAGUGCUCUUUUUAUAACAGAUCAUCUCCUGUUCACAUAAUAGCUACCAGCAAAAGUUUACAUUCCUAUGCACGUCCGCCACCAGGAUCCUCAAAGAAUGAUCCUAACUUCUCCAGGAAUGAUUUGGAUGAAACACCAGUCAGACAUGAAAGGGCGAAUAGCGAAUCAGAAUCUGGCAUUUUCUGCAUGUCAUCACUUUCAGAUGAUGAUGAUUUAGGAUGGUGCCAUUCCUGGCCCUCAACUGUUUGGCAUUGUUUUCUGAAAGGUUCUCGUUUGUGCUUUCAUAAAGGACGCAAUAAAGAGUGGCAGGAUGUUGAAGAUUUUGCAAGAUCUGAAAGCUGUGGAAAAGAGGAAAAUCUCCCAGCAAGUCCUUACAAGGGCUACGGUUCUGAUGGUUUGAAGUUGAUUUCUCAUGAAGAAAGCAUUUCCUGUGGUGAGUCAGUGCUGAAGUUGACUUUUGAUCCCGGCACAGUGGAAGAUGGCUUGCUUACAGUAGAAUGCAGACUCGAUCAUCCUUUUUAUGUUAAAAAUAAAGGUUGGUCAUCUUUUUAUCCAAGCUUGACUGUGGUACAGCAUGGCAUUCCAUGCUGUGAAAUGCAUCUUGGAGAUCUGUGUCUACCUCCUGGACACCCUGAUGCCAUUAACUUUGAUGAUUCAGGUGUUUUUGAUACAUUUAAAAGUUACGAUUUUACACCCAUGGAUUCCUCUGCAGUUUAUGUGCUAAGCAGUAUGGCUCGCCAGCGUCGCGCUUCUCUGUCUUGUGGAGGAUCAAACAGUCAAGAUGCUGAGAGAUCAGAAUGCAGUAGUAAAAACUGUGUGCCUACUGCAUCGUCACAUCUUUCCUCCAGUUCUUUGUACAGCAAAGCUGGCAAAAGCCACAGCUCAGGGACUGCAAGUACUGUGAGUGCCACUUCUCCAAACAAGUGCAAAAGACCAAUGAAUGCCUUCAUGCUUUUUGCCAAAAAAUACAGAGUUGAAUAUACUCAGAUGUAUCCAGGGAAGGACAACAGAGCCAUAAGUGUGAUACUCGGUGACAGGUGGAAGAAAAUGAAAAAUGAAGAAAGGCGGAUGUACACACUAGAAGCCAAGGCCUUGGCGGAAGAACAGAAACGUUUAAAUCCUGACUGUUGGAAACGAAAACGAACAAAUUCUGGCUCACAACAGCAUUAAAGCAGAAUUUUCCUGUUAACUCUGUAUUUACAACAUGGCUGUUGCUUGAUGGCAAGAAGAUGCAAGAUCAAGGUCUUACUAUUGUUGUGACUUUGUGUGACCAUAAAAUACUGGCACCAUCAAGUCGGACAUGAUCUAAUAGGAGUGCAGAUUUGCUUUUUACAAUAGAACAAUAAGUAAGCUAAAACUAUCAACAUUUUAAACCAAAUUGCCUUAUUUUUCUUCCAAACUUCAUACAUGUAUCAGGUAAUAUAGGCUUGAAAAAUGGAUAUCCUGUGGUGCUAAAGUACUUUAGAAAGAGGCGAAGGAGACGUGUAUAAAUGUUUAUUUUUAAAAGAAAAUGUACAAAAAGGGGAAUUUUAAAAUAUGUAACAGCUGUUUAUAUACAUUGAUUUCUUAUUGCUGAUUAAUAUGUAUUGCACAACCAUAUUAUUAAUUACGAUUCUGGGGCCUGGGAUUUUAAAAAAUGGCAAAAUGUAUUAUCAGCCUGUAGCUUCCCAGCCUGCCCGGAUGCCAACAAGUUGCUGGAACGUGCGGCAGAUGGAGAGCGUCGCGUAACGUAGCUCGGGAGCUGCUGCUUGGGUUGCCACCUAU